AUGACCCAGCAAAUGCACAACCUGAGCCUCCUGCAGAGCAAAAAGGCGAGCAUGCCGUCAUCCCCCAACGCUGCCAAGCGGCUGUACAGGAACCUGUCGGAGAAGCUGAAGGGCAGCCACACGUCCUUCGAUGAAGCUUAUUUCCGAGCCCGCUCCGACCGCCUCAGCCUCCGCAAGGCCUCCAUGAAUUUUCAGUGCAAUGAAGCUAUGUUUGAGGCCGUAGAGCAGCAGGACCUGGAUGCUGUUCAGAUUCUUCUUUAUCAAUACACCCUGGAGGAACUGGACCUGAACACACCAAACAGCGAGGGACUCACUCCUUUGGAUAUUGCCAUUUUGACAAACAACAUCCCCAUUGCCAGGACCCUUCUACACGUUGGGGCAAAGGAAAGCCCACACUUUGAGACCGUGGAGAGCAGGUCUACACACCUGAGCACGCUGGUGCAGGAGGCCCAACAGAGAGUGGCGGAAUUGUCUGCGCAAGCAGCGAGUGAAGGGCUGGGCAUGGAGAGCACCGAGAGGGAAAAACAGCUCAAGGGCUGGGAGUGGAGGGCCAGGCUCUACCAGCGCAUGAAGGCCGGCUACGAGCAUGCCCGAGCCCCCGAGGCGCCAACCAAUGUCUGUCUCAUGGUAACGAGCAGUACAUCACUCACUGUCACCUUCCAAGAGCCCCUCAGUGUCAACUCAGCUGUGGUGACCAAGUAUAAAGUGGAAUGGAGUUCUUCAGAAGACUUUUCUCCUUUGGCUGGUGAAAUAAUUAUGGAUAAUCUUCACUCUUUGAGGUGCUCCAUCACAGGUCUCAGGACGGGCCAGAGAUAUUGUGUCCGUGUCUCAGCAUACAACGUGAGAGGAUGGGGACCUCCACGCAAAUCCACUCCUGAAUAUGCUUCACCUUCAAACUGGAAAGACUGCAGUGGAAGAGAGCCUCGGCACAGGGGACACACGGAGGCCCUGGAACGCCUCCUUCAGCAGGUUCGAGCAGCUCAUCAGCACUAUAAUUGCAGAGAAAGUUCUAAAUUACAAAAUGCUGGUCGCAAGCAAUCGGUUUCCAGAAGCCUGAAGCACCUUUUCCAUUCAUCAAACAAGUUCGUGAAGACUCUGAAACGGGGACUCUACCUAUCUGUUAUACUUUUUUACAAAGACAAUUUGUUAGUAACCAAUGAAGAUCAAAUCCCAAUUGUGGAAAUCGAUGACUCUCACAGUAGUUCAGUUAUGCAGGAUUUCCUGUGGUUCACAAAGCUGUCCUGCAUGUGGGAUGACAUCAGGUGGCUGAGGCAGAACAUGGCUGUGUCUGUGUCCUCAUCCACAGCCCUCCAGGCCAGGCAGAAGAUGCUUUCAGCAGCAGCACAGCUACAGAAUUUGCUGGGAACUCACAAUUUAGGCAGAGUUUUUUACGAGCCAAUUAAGGAUCGACAUGGCAAUAUGCUGAUAGUUACUGUAAGAGAAGUGGAGAGUCUGUACUCAUUUUUUAAUGGCAAAUGGAUGCAGGUAUCCAAACUACAAAGCCAGAGGAAAUCCCUUUCAACUCCAGAGGAGCCAACAGCAUUAGACAUCUUGCUUAUAACAAUCCAGGACAUACUUUCCUAUCACAAACGAAGUCAGCAGCGCCUCCCUCCCGGCUUGUACCUGGGUUACCUGAAACUCUGCAGUUCUGUGGAUCAGAUCAAAGUGCUUGUGUUGCAGAAGCUGCCCAAUGUCCUGUGUCACGUCAAAAUCCGAGACAACAGCAACGUCUCCAAAGAUGAGUGGGAAUGGAUCCAAACACUUUCUGGCUCAGAAUCCAUGGAAAGUAUGGAUCAUACUUCAGACUGCCCUACUCAAUUGUUCUUGUAUGAGCUCCAGACGGCAGUGAAAGCUCUCCUCAAACAGAUCAAUCUACCUCUGCAUCAGGCUAAGCACUUCCGUCUGUACACACAGGAGGUGUUGGAACUGGGUCACAAUGUCUCCUUUCUUCUCCUGCUCCCCGCCUCAGACGACGUCUGCACUGCCCCAGGACAGAAUAAUCCUUACACCCCACUCUCAGGAUUUCUUAACCUCCCUCUUCAGAUGUUUGAACUCGUUCAUUUUUGCUGUUACAAGGAAAAAUUUAUAAGCCUGUAUUGCCGCCUUUCUGCUGUCAUAGAGCUGGACUCUCUGAAAACCCAGCAGUCCCUGAGGGAAGCAAUUUCAGACAGUGAAGUCGCUGCAGCCAAACAAAGACACCAGCAAGUUAUAGACUGCAUACAGCAAAUUGAUGAGAUAUGGAGGGACAUGAGAUGGAUCACAGAAGCACUGCAGUAUGCAAGAUACAAGCAGCCAGCAGCAGGCCUGCCCAUAAAGAAGCUUGUGGAUCUUUCAGAAGAACAUUCUCAAAAGAAAAUGAGCUCCACCUCUUCACAUCUAGAUUGUCUUCCUUCACCUCCACCUUCCCCUGAGCCUAGAAUCCAGAGGAGAAAAGCUGUGAGUGACUCCCAGCCCUGCUCGGAUGAGGAAGGCUGCUCCGAGGUGUUCCUCCCAACCGACAGUGACUACGACUCCAGCGAUGCGCUGAGCCCGAGGGAAUCAGAGCUGAUUUACUCCUCAUCCCAGGACAUCUCCCAGCAGGCUGGCAGCGGCCUGGGGGGCAGCGCACCCAACGUGCUCCAAGCCCACGACGUGAAGCCCUGCCUGGCACUGAGGGAAGUGACAGAGUGUGGUGCCUUGGACACCAGUGCUGAAUGUUGCACAGAGCAGAUGAGCAGCCUGACAAUGUCAGGGCUUACACCGAAAAGCACGGACAAGUCCUCCAGCUCUAAGCAGCCACUGGGCUUUUUAGGGAAAAAAAAGUUGGGGAAGCACCAACAUUACAACUACUUCAGCCGGCAGCACCGCUGGCUGCGCGUGCACAGCGAGUCUCAGGGGGGCUCCCUGUCUGAAGGUGUGUACACACAGCAUCCUAUGAGAUCUCCAGAUUUUUUUCAAGAACCUACCUCCAGUGAGCAGGUGAAGAUUCCCACCGAUAGGUCUCAGAGCACUUUCGUACCUCAUGCAUCCAGCCUUCCAGAGGAUGGGAAAGGCAAGUAUGAGGAAGCAAGGCAGGAUGUCCAUAGGACACAUGUGGAGCCUUAUGAAACAACAUUUCUGGAUGAAGAGGUAAAGCCCUGGGCGAUGAGCAUGGAGUCUGUGGAACACACGGAUGUGCACAGUGCUAUGCAACAGAUCACAGGUCCAGAGGAGCAGUCGGGUUCUGCUGUCCCAGAAGUUUUCAGCAGCACCCUUUAA
This is a messenger RNA of Pseudopodoces humilis (Tibetan ground-tit), 3237 nucleotides long. RefSeq names its product ankyrin repeat and fibronectin type III domain containing 1 (gene ANKFN1). Gene Ontology annotation, biological process: establishment of mitotic spindle orientation; regulation of establishment of bipolar cell polarity. The record is from RefSeq and is a predicted model, not a curated record. Gene Ontology annotation, cellular component: spindle. Gene Ontology annotation, molecular function: protein binding. Lineage: Eukaryota; Metazoa; Chordata; Aves; Passeriformes; Paridae.